Molecule: messenger RNA, 744 nt
Organism: Dacryopinax primogenitus
Lineage: Eukaryota; Fungi; Basidiomycota; Dacrymycetes; Dacrymycetales; Dacrymycetaceae
Product: alpha/beta-hydrolase
Exons: 4
Coding region: 1-744 (247 amino acids)
Molecular function (GO): hydrolase activity
Source: RefSeq, a predicted model, not a curated record
AUGGCCUAUCUUGCUAAACCAUCAGGGGAUCAUUGCUUCCAAGCCGUCAAGCAUGAGGGAACUCCUACUGGUGUGACGGAGGAGAUCGGUGGCAUCAAGUGUUACGUUGGCUACCCACCCGACAAGAAGACGGACAAGAUCGUUAUGUUCUUCUGUGAUGUGUAUGGACCGUGGUACUUGAACAAUCAGCUUCUCAUUGACUUCUUUGCCCUGCGAGGAUAUCUCGUCGUCGCUCCUGAUUACUUCCAGGGUGAUCAGCUCGAAGAGCUAAGCAAGAAUCCCGAUUUCGACCGCAAGAAGUGGAUCGAUGCUCACGUACCAUCCUCGCAGUCUAUUGUGGUGAAUUUCACGGCAGCGAUAAAGGAGAAGUACGGCACUAAGAAAGUCGGCUGUGUUGGAUAUUGCUUCGGCGGCCAGCACGUCAUGAAAUCGCUCACCAAGGGUGACGCUAUCGCGGGUGCCUUUGUUCAUCCGGCCUUCAUCAAGGAGAAGGACUUCGAGGAGAUGAAGCAGGGUGCGGCUUUCUUCUCGUGCGCCGAGACAGAUGGCACAUUCCCGGCAGAGUUGCGUCACAAAGCUGAGGCGAUCGUUCAAGCGAACAAGCUGAACUAUCACUUCCAGCUCUUCUCAGGAGUCACACAUGGCUUUGCGAUCCGUGGUGACCCGAAGGACGAAAAUCAGCGUUGGGCGAAGGAACAAAGUGCUUGGGGCAUUUCGGGCUGGAUCGAUCGCUUCCUCCAGUAG